UUUUCAGGGCUCGUAUGAUGAUUGUUGGGCUCUCCGUUGCGACGGCGGCCGGCAGCAGCAACAAAUGGCCGAUCCGGGCGCCUCACGCGGACAAGGUCCCAGCCUCGUUCGACUGCGAAAUGCGCAAAGCGGCCUACGACUACGGCCGGAAGCUGCUGCCCCGCUUGGGCUCCUUUGAGUCGCUCUACUACGCGCUUGGACUGAAUGGACCGGGCUGCACGGCGCCGAUGCGCGGCGCCGACGCAACGUCGCCCUUCCAGCCUGAGCCUGCGCCCUCGGGGAGCAUCUUUGUCUCACCUGCGGGCGACGACGAGGGCGCAGGCACCGAGGCGACACCGCUGCGGUCGAUCCAGCUGGCCUGCGACCGCGCCGCGGCGAGCGCCGUGCGCACCGUGGUGCUCCGAGGAGGGACGCACUUCCUCUCCUCCACAAUCACGCUAAACGCCUCUCACUCCAACCUGCGGGUCAUGGCGCACCCCGGCGAAGUGCCGGUCGUUUCGGGCGGGGUCGAGCUCAAGGUUGCGUGGAGGCCGCACGACGUGGGGCGUCGCAACGCCGCCAACGAGACGACCAACAUUUGGGUCGCCGACGUGAGCGGGGUGGACGACAUCCCGGGCCUGCAGAUCGACGGCGUGCGCGCGACGCGGGCGCGCUACCCGAACCUGCCGGGAGGGAUCGAGGUGUCGCCCGGCUACGGCGGGAUGGUCUCCGAGAAGGACGCCGACUGGACGCCGCCCGACUUCAACAAGUUCGGGCCCGUCCACUUUUACACGGACAACGCCAGUUCGCACGACCGCCCGAACGGCGGCUGGUUCGAGCACUACAUGAUUGGAGUGGGCGGGCUCUGCUCCGUCUACGACCCUCCCGUCUCGUACUGGUGCUCGCGCCACCCGUCUGGCGGAGGCGCCUUCGCCUUCCGCACGCCGUCGGGGGUGACGCCCAAGCCUGGCGCGCUGCCGCACGCGCCGUACAAGGACCCGUCCGGCGCCCGCUCCCUCGCGCGGAGGCACCUGCAGGGGCCCUCUCGGAGCGCCUCCGAGCUCGCCCGCGCACUCUUCUUCGUGUGGCGGCCUGCGCGCUGGGCCAACUGGAUGUUCGAGGUGGGCGCGUACAACGCCUCCUCCGGCAACUUCACGUUUGGCAAGGGCGGCAACCAGGGCGCGCGCGGCGAAAACCGCGGCGGCGACUUCUUCGUGGAGAACAUCUACGAGGAGCUCGACGCGCCGGGCGAGUUCUUCUUCGACACGAAGGCGAAGCGGCUCUACCUCUUUUACAAUGGCACCGGGCCGCCGCCCGCCGCCGCGUCGGUCGUCGCGCCUUCGCUCCGCACGCUCGUCAACAUCAGCGCGUCGCGUUGGGCGCCGGCGCGCGGCAUCUCGCACAGCGGCGUCACCUUCCGCGCCGCGCGCUACACGUACAUGGACCCGCACGGCGUCCCGUCCGCCGGCGAUUGGGCGCUGGACCGCGUGGGCGCCGUCUUCCUGCAGGGCACCGAGGGGGUCCGAUUCGACGCGUGCUCUUUCGAGCGGGUCGACGGGAACGCGGUGAUGGUGUCGGGGUACAACCGCCACGCCGCCAUCACCAACUCCGACUUCGCCUUCGUCGGAGGGAAUGCGGCGUCCGACCCGGGCAGGCCCGGCGAGCGGAUCGAAAACUACCCGCACGCGGGGGUGGACGGGACAGACGGCAACCACCCGCGCUACACCACCGUCUCCGGCUGCAGCGCCCGCGAGGUUGGCCUCUACGAGAAGCAGUCGUCCUUCUUCGUGCAGGCCAAGACGGCGCAGUCGACGGCGCGCGGCGACGUGAGCGGCAACGUCUUCUUCAACGGGCCGCGCGCUGGGAUCAACGCCAACGACGGCUUCGGCGGCGGCGACGAGAUCUCGCACAAUCUCGUCUUCUCCACCUGCCGCGAGAGCGGCGACCACGGCCCGUUCAACUCGUGGGACCGCCAGCCCUUCCUCACGACGGAGGAUGUCGACAAUGACGACGGCUCGGCGUACUACAAGACGCACCACAACUUCCUCGUCUACGGCGGGCAGGGCAUGAAGAACGACUUUGGCGGCCACGACAACCACCACUACUCCAACGUGUACGCCUAUGUCGGCCGGGGCCUCGGCGUGUGCUCGCAGCGGCCGGGGCACGAGGACCGCUUCUACGACAACAAGCUCGUCCUCACUGGCAACGACGUCGGCGGCUUCGCCUGCGACGGUGCGGCCAAGACGGUUGUGCACGACAACGAGUACUUCACCGCCAGCGGCUCCAUCGCGGAGUGCAAGAUGAGCCUGCCCGACUGGCAGAAGAGGGGCGAGGACAAGGGCUCCACCGUCGCGAAGCUGCCCGCAGACAAGGAGAUCAUCGGGUGGGCGCGGAAGCUCCUGGGCUUCUAGAUCUAGCCCACCCGCUCGGCCCCUGAGUCGAAGGAGAUGGUCGUUUCCCUGGCGUUUGGGGGUCCAAGAGAAAAGAAUC
This is a messenger RNA of Emiliania huxleyi CCMP1516, 2469 nucleotides long. RefSeq lists its product as hypothetical. The record is from RefSeq and is a predicted model, not a curated record. The transcript has 8 exons. Lineage: Eukaryota; Haptophyta; Isochrysidales; Noelaerhabdaceae. The coding region runs from base 15 to 2390 and encodes 791 amino acids.